AUGAUUCGAUAUCAAACACUUGUGUUUGCCCUUUUUCUUCUUCCUGUUUUCUGGUGUUUUGAUAGUUUUCUCAUAACUUCAAUCGAAAUUCGUAACGAUGUUGGGGAUAUUAAUUGUACUUCAUCUAAUUUAACAAUCAAUGAACUUGCUUUCAAACCUUUGUGUCAAUUCGAAGAAGAUGCAAACACAAAUAGCUCAUACGUGACAUUGACUUACAAUGAAACUGAAAGUAUUCCAAAUGGAAAGAAUAUAACAUUCAACCUAGAAAGCAGUGUGACUGUCAAAAACUAUGAACCAAGUCAAAACAUGACGAAUUCAGCAAACUAUCAAUAUAUGGGAAUUUUCGUGCCUGACAAGAGUUCAAAGGCAAAUACAGUACUAGUUCGAAAUGUAACUCUGAACAAAGUAGAAGCCCCUGCGACGGCAUUAAAGCCCAAAUUCAGUGAAGCUGAUGUUCCUAUUCCCGUUCCUAUUUCGAAUCAAACCAUUCUAACAAUAACCUACAUCCAUAUUCAAUACGACGACAGUACAAAAAAAGAGGGAAAUUCAAACGGAGGAGCUGUUGCAGUUGCAAUUAUUGAAGGAAUUGCUCUGAUUGCGAUUCUUGCUUAUAUGGGAUACAGAACGAUGGUCAAACAUAGAAUGAAGGAAUCGACUAUGAAUGCGGCUCUUUAUGGAUACGAUAAUAAUUCUAGAAACUCAAUUCGGAUGAGUGAUAUUCCACCACCAAGAGAUCCAACCUACGCGACUCCACCAACACCUACAGUAACCCAACAAACACCAACUAGGAAUACUGUAAUGACAACUCAAGAAUUAGUUGUACCCCCAACACAAAACACUUCUGCUCCCGCACCAACGAGACCAACAACUGGAGCAAACGGACAAUUCAAUGAUCCAUUUGACAGUUUGGAUAGCUGGUAA
Molecule: messenger RNA, 921 nt
Organism: Caenorhabditis remanei
Lineage: Eukaryota; Metazoa; Nematoda; Chromadorea; Rhabditida; Rhabditidae
Exons: 5
Coding region: 1-921 (306 amino acids)
Source: RefSeq, a predicted model, not a curated record